CUUCAAAGAAUGUCAAAUCUCAACAAGCUUGACUUUGUUGCUUUGGAAGUUUCCGGAAGGAACUACCUCAAAUGGACCCAGGAUGUCAAGCUCCAUUUAACUGCAAAUAAGAUGAGAUCAACGAUUAAUGCUGACAACAUCGCCCCUGAAGAUAUGAAGGCAAGGGCUAUGAUUUUCAUCAGGAAACAUAUGGAGGAAGCACUCAAGGUGGAAUAUUUAGCUGAAGAGGACCCACGGUCCCUGUGGGUGGCUCUAGAAGAGCGAUUCAACCAUCAGAGGACUAUCUACUUGCCAGAAGCAAGGCACGACUGGCAGAACAUACGUUUCCAGGAUUUCAAGACUGUCAAUGAGUAUAACUCUGAAAUCUGUAGGAUUCGGUCACUCCUAAAAUUCUGUGGAGAAGAGCUCACAGAAGCUGAUCUAUUGGAGAAAACUUUCUCCACCUUCCCUCCUUCCUGUAUGGUCCUGCAGCAACAAUACAGGGAGAGAAACUUUGCUAGAUUCUCAGAAUUGGUCACCGUCCUGUUGCUCGCUGAAAAGAACAACGACCUACUUUUGAGGAAUGAUCAAGCAAGGCCCACCGGUACCAGAGCAGUUCCUUUGCCUGAAGCAAAUGCUAUUGCCCAUCGCGAAAAUAAUCGCGCAAGGAGAAACCGGGGUCGUGGAAGGGGAAUGAGGCCUGAACGUCCGAGACAUGGAAGGAGAAAUGGGCCCAGAAAUGCCCCAUAUGACCGUGACCACCGAGGUAAUCGCCCAAGGGGUCGAGGAGGACGUGGACAAGGCCCACGUGGUGGAAACAGAAAUGCCCAGGUCCAACAAGCUCAAAUUAGAGAGAAUGUUGGCCCGGCCCGUCACCCUCAGAAUCAGCAUAAUCUAUGUUAUAGAUGUGGAGGCACUGACCAUUGGUCUCGCACCUGCCGUGCAACAAAUGAAGAGAUAGGAGAGUAUCACGCCAGACGCGGAACUCGAGAGGCCAACCUUGUAGAAGGGUCAGUUCCUAUGGAUACCACCUUGGAGAUUACUGAUUUCCAAGCAGCCAAUGAGUACAUCGAGGAUUGA
Messenger RNA from Rosa chinensis, 1059 nucleotides. RefSeq lists its product as uncharacterized. Gene Ontology annotation, molecular function: zinc ion binding; nucleic acid binding. The record is from RefSeq and is a predicted model, not a curated record. Lineage: Eukaryota; Viridiplantae; Streptophyta; Magnoliopsida; Rosales; Rosaceae. The transcript has 2 exons. Bases 10 to 1059 code for a protein of 349 amino acids.